This is a messenger RNA of Solea solea (common sole), 9877 nucleotides long. RefSeq names its product matrix-remodeling-associated protein 5-like. Gene Ontology annotation, molecular function: protein binding. Gene Ontology annotation, cellular component: extracellular region. NCBI's taxonomy places the organism in Eukaryota, Metazoa, Chordata, Actinopteri, Pleuronectiformes, Soleidae. The transcript has 12 exons. The record is from RefSeq and is a predicted model, not a curated record. The coding region runs from base 471 to 8606 and encodes 2711 amino acids.
UCAGUCCAGUCCUUCUUCCUUACUUCAAACUCUAAAUACACACUAACACACACGCACUGUCUUCCUAACACACACACACACACGAACACACAGCGCCAGACGCGUCUUUUCAUUCCAGGAGACUCAGAAGACUUGUUGGAUGUUACCAAGAGCUUUUUCCUUCCUUUUUUUUAAUUUAGUUGGGCGACCUUUACAAGCGUGAUACUACUUUCCACGUUUUUCCACACUUUCUAUCUGAGGUGACAACUUUCUGUGUGUGGAUUUUUUUUUCUCUUACUUCAGCGGAUUCUCAGCGGAGCUAAUGAGGAGAGACGCGGUUUAAUUGCAGAUCAAAUUUUCCCGGAACGCGCACUUGGAUAAAAUCAGCGUUUGAUUGACAGCAUGAACGCGUCCAUGAAAUAAGUCAUUCAUCAGGACAAAAGGAUUUCAAGUGACCGUCUCAGUGUAGCUUCUCCUCUCGGGGAGUGAAGAUGUAUCGGACUGUGUGUGUGGCUCUGCUGCUGACAACUGUGGUUUCCAGCAGCCAGUCCUGUCCCAGAAGCUGUAACUGCUACCAAGCCAACGAAGUCCACUGCACUUUUCGCUCCUUGGUCACUGUACCACCUGGACUGCCUUUGCAUACACGACGCAUUAACUUAGGCUUCAAUAGCAUCAGCAGGAUCCAUGGCAGUUCACUGACUGGACUUAAGAGGGUGGAACUUUUCAUGCUCCACAGCAAUGACCUUCACCAUCUGCCAGAUGCAGUAUUCAAAGAUAUGAAAUCACUGCAGAUACUCAAGCUGAGUUACAACAAGCUGAGAGAGAUCUCUUCAUCUCUGACCUUCUCUGGCCUGACCUCACUGCUGAGACUGUACUUGGAUCACAACCUGCUCCAGUUUAUCCAUCCCCGCGCCCUACUCCAGCUGCCUAGCCUCAGGCUGCUGCGUCUGCAAGGGAACAGGCUACAUCAGCUGCACCCUCACACACUGUGCACACUGUCCCUUCUGAAUACCUAUUACUUUUCUACACUAAGGCACCUAGACCUGUCCAACAACAGUCUGACCACACUGGCCAAAGACACCUUAGUGACAGCACCCCUGCUUGAGACUGUUGUGCUGCAGGCUAAUCCAUGGAGUUGUGACUGUAGGAUGAACUGGCUUCUCCCUUGGAGUGUGGCUCACCCAGGUUUAAUGAAAUGUCCCGGUGAUCCUCAGUGCCCAACCUGUGCAUCGCCCAAUUCCCUUCAAGGGCAGGGCUUGCUUGAUCAGAUUGACCUAUUGUGCAGAUCCCCUGUUAUCCCUUUUCCAGGCAGAAACAACCCAUCGGAAACAGAACUCAGUGAAAUCCAAUCAAGUGAGACCUUCAGAGAACCUUUAGGCAGUGCCUUCUUGGGUCUGUCUGACCAACAAGGGAACAAUGUUGAUUUGAGCUGUAACAUUACCCUCUCUUCCGACACUCAGGAUAUUGCUCUUGCUCAGGAUCUUUCCCUUUCCUCUUCCUCUCCUAUCCCUCUUGCUCUUUCGCUCUCCUUGGAAUGCCCUGUAGAGACAGAGAGCUAUGAAAUACUAUGGAGAAUCCUUGCUUACUACAGUGAGACUGCUGUUCAUCUCGAGAGGGAAAUCAUGCUGAGUAAAGACCCUGAGUGGGCCUACCGCUACAAACAGGCAGCAGAAACAAAUGGAUAUUAUCACACCGGAGUCAGAGCUUCUGUUAAAAUGAAACUGCAGUGGCUACUACAGCCUGCUGUCAGCAUUCAGCUAAACAGAGCACAGUCUAAUGGACACAAAGUUCAUCUUAUAUACUCAACAAGAGUAUCUGCUCACCCUGACCCGACAUCUAGUCCUUUAAAACCUCACCUUGCUUCUCAGCCAUGGGUUUUAAUCUCAACUAACCAUACUAUUACAGCAAUGGCAGCAGUAUCAGGCAGUAAGGUGGAGCUCUCCUGCCCUUUUCUAACUUCUGGUAACCCCAAAGUAAAAUGGAUUCUUCCAGAUGGCUCCAAGCUCAUCUCUCCCUCCAGCAGCCUGGAUGGUAGGCUCCGAGCCUCAUCCACUGGUUUACUUCUACAAAAAUUGCAGCUCUCAGAUGCUGGACUUUACUACUGUGUAGCCCAGGCUGGCAGGGAUAUAGAUGUUCUCCCCCUGCGCCUGGCAGUGGAAGAGUCCGCUGUCCCACCUUCAGGAGAACAACUGGGGCCACCUGUCACUGGAAACGUUGGGGAACCUGUCAGUCUGUCCUGCAAAGCAUUGGGUUCACCAGCUCCUUAUUUGAGUUGGGUGUUUCCCGAUGGAACUAUAGUGCCGUCUGAAUCAGCUCUAUCAAGCAGAUUCACUAUACAACCAAAUGGGAGUCUCUCUCUGCCUGACCCUUCUCUGCGGGAUGCUGGUUAUUACCGCUGCAUUGCAGUCAACCAUUAUGGUAGUGACUCUCUCUCCAUGAAAUUGGAAAUAAAACCAAAGCAUCCUCCUGCACUUAGGGUGCCAUAUCCCAGAGGUCCACAGUCAGCUGCUGGCCGGUCAACCAAGAUACGAGCCCCUUUACUCCGUCAGAUGUUGGAAGGUUCCGGUGAUGAAGAGGAGGAAGAAGAGAAAACUUUUCUUGACAAUAGGAAACACCCCAGACCUCACCAACGUCUGCCUAACAGGCGUUAUCCAAUGGUAAAACCCGGAAGACGUGGGCCUAUGAGAGAAGGCCCCCCGAGAAGAGGAGGAGGAGGUUCUAUUACUUCCACUGACCAGAGAAGAAACCGCUUUGACACCAGACAUAGAGUUGCCACUAACAAACAAAGAAUAGACCCUCAGAAAUGGGCAGAACUACUGGCUAAAAUACGUCUAAAGACUGCUCACACGGAUAACAGCCAAUCCACCACAGCAGAAGAGCCCACAGCUGAUCCUAUGGGAAGAGACAAAGACAGAGACACAUCAAUAGACAAGGCAGCAGAUAAUACAGAGCAAGGUACAUCAGAGGAAGCAGGGGAGGAUGCAGAAAUUGAAGGAUCCUCUGUUGAUGACACUGUUCUACAAGAGGAAGGCCUACAGCCCAUUCAUCCUGUCCUCACAGAGAUGCACACACAUUCAGAUACAAAAACAGACACAGAGAUUGAGGGAGGGAGAGAGACAUCAACAGAACCACAGACCAACAUAGAGGCCAAGACUCAUACACAAACUCAGACCUCAGGUCCAAAGACAGUGACGGUGACAAACCCAGAGACACAUCAAGAACUGGUGUCAUCACAGCCAAUUUCUAAAAGUAAUGAAAUUGUUCUAAAACCAGUAGAGGGAAUUGACAGAAUAGAAAACCCCAACCCACCUCUAUCCAGGCCUCAGAGUCCACGGCAGAGACUCUUACCAAAUAUGGUUCCAAAUUCUCGACCUCAAAGACCCUGGAACACUCGCAGGAGGAUUGGACAGCAGAGACGAAUCAUCAAUAGGCCCAGGGUGCAACCUUUGACUCCACCCCGACCUCUUCCUGACUCUUCACACCAUAGGUCACAAACAGCAACACCUGACACUACCAUAGAUCAAAGUAAUAUGUUGCUGGCGCCAACAACAAUUCAGUCUACAAGGAAUGACCAAAUUAAGACUCUUCCGAGUGGUGUUAAUCUUUUGUCUCCCCAUAUUUCAUAUUCUCCUGUUAUCGCAACAUCAGAAUCUGGCUCCAACUCAUUAACUUCUUCUGCCACCCCCUUUACCUCAUUGUCGCCUUCUCACAUAAAGCCACAUAUAGACAUUAUGACUCACGCAGCUGAUGUCCAAGAGACUGCAGAGUCCACUCUCGUCAAACCAGUGACACUAGCACCCACUGACUCGAAUAUUGUGAUCUCACAGACAUAUGUGUUAGACACACAUGGCAUACAGACACGCAGAAAGCCACACAUAGCCUUAGAAAAACAUGUUCUUAAAGCUUCAAGUAAAGACAAUGAGGAGCAGGAAAGGAAUUUGUUGGGUAUGACAUAUAAAUCUCAUUUCACCACACUUUCUUCCACUUACUCCAUUGUUGCCACAACUGCUUCCAGUCCAACUACUGCAAAAACAUCAAUUCUUCCCUCCACUCUUUUUACUAGUUCUGCCACAAGUACAACCCCUAUCACAACAAGUGAGGACACAGUUCCCACAACAGCUACUCUUGUGACAACAAAUCCAAUCAAGUUGAGUACAGCCACUGCUUUUAUUCCACCAUCUAGCACUACCAGUAGUAUGACACCUGCUCCCACCUCCACUACUACCACAACUCCAGUUGUUACAUCAACUACUUCCACAACCAUGAUGACUUCUUCAACUGGCCCUUCCACUACCUCUACUACUACAACUGCCGCUACUAAAACUGAAAGCUCAAUACAAGCUAUUCUCACAACUCCAAACCACAGUACAACUACUGCGAUAUCUACUACUCCUACUACCAGUACUAAAAUGAUCACCUCAGCCACUCCUAAGGCACCUACUUCUAUUUCAUCAACCACCAUAACAAUGACUUCAGCAAGUACCAGAGCGUCAUUCAGAGAGAGGCCAAGUGGUGGUCGAGUUAACACCCAAGGGAGGCCCAUUUCUGGGGCUCAAAACCAUAAUCGAUCUCCUGACUGGAGGAAGCCUGGAGCUAAUUUUAUUCCUGAUUCACACCGCAGCAGACCACAUUGGUCCCCUUCACUCCCUGCUGUCCCCGGGGCCCCAGUUUUGAGGUCCAGACCAAGAAUUGCAGACCCACACAUCAGGACAGUGUCAUUCCCAGUAGAAAGCACUGCUAGACUGACAUGUGAAGCUCAAGGAGAGCCAAAACCUUCCAUCACAUGGACCAAGGUUGCCACAGGCGCAGUAAUGUCAAUCCACUCCAAGGCUCAGCGUUUUGAGGUCUUGCCAAAUGGAACCCUUGUCAUUCAGACUGUACAGCUGCAGGACAGGGGCACAUACAUCUGCAGUGCACAGAGCUUCCUGGGUCGUGACAGGUUGCUAACUACUCUGGAAGUGUGGACCCGCCCCCCUCGGAUGCAGCUGGCGAGUUACAGAGAAUCCACCAUUCAUCAGGGUGUAGAAUUGCUUUUAGAGUGCCAGGCAGAUGGUAUUCCUGCACCUCUACUGUCUUGGGUUCUGCCUGAUCGCUCUGUCCUAUCAUCCUCUGACCCCCCCACUGGUCGCAUCUUUAUGGACACAAAUGGGACCCUCCAUAUCUUAGCAACUUUGCCUAGCGACAGAGGAGUGUAUCGCUGUGUGGCCUCCAACUCAGCAGGUGCUGCCAGUUCCUCUGUGCGUGUACAUGUGUCCUCAUUGCCCCCAGUGAUACAGCAACCCAGAGAGGAACACCUGCUUUUGUCUCCAGGGAGGCCUGUUUAUGCUCACUGCUCUGCCCGAGGAGCCCCACCACCAUAUCUGCGCUGGCGAAUCCCAGAUGGGACUCUUGUUCGCCCAUCCCAAUUUCUCCAUGGUAACCUCUUUGUUUUGCCCAAUGGGACACUGCAUAUUCGGGGAGUUGGGCCAAAGGAUUUAGGUACUUAUGAGUGCACAGCAAGUAAUGCUGUUGGUGCUGAUAAAAGAACAGUGAGUGUCAAAAUGGAAGGGGGAGCAAAAGCAGGAAGAAUUGAAGACACAAAACCAGUUGCUACUGAAAAAGCAUCUUCAUAUUCACUCAGUAAAGACAGAAGUUUGUCCAAACCUAGCCACCCUACAAAUCCACUCAACUCACCUAAACUUGCCCCUCCAUUGCUCACUGACAGACCCAGGACUUUGCCAAUCACACCAAACUUUUCCCGCUCCUCCUUUUACCCUCACCAACCAAGCUUCCCUAACUCACCACCUAAAAUAAAUAAAACAGUUGCAAACACUGUAAAUAACUCUAAAAUCGGACCCAAUGUUGUAAACAACACACAAGUUCUUUUUCCCAUUCCCUUUGACAAAAGCAGAACUACAGCUGUUUUGUAUCCAAUGCCCGUCUCCCCCUUUAGUAAAGCCCGUAUCAUCUCUACAUCACCCUCCAUUACUACUGUCCACCAUGGGGGGAUUUUGCAGCUACACUGUUCUGUAACUGGCAACCCAACCCCCAUCAUCAUAUGGAGGAACCCUAUUAGGAAACUGGUGGACAUGAACUUCAGUUUUGACCGCCGUUUGAAGGUGCAUCCCAAUGGUACCCUGUCAGUCCAGGCAGUAACAGAGAGGGAUGCUGGAGAUUACCUCUGCAUUGCACGUAACAAAGUUGCAGAUGAUUAUCGCCUCCUGCGAGUCACUGUGGCUUCGAAGCCUGCCAAGAUUGAACCAAAACAGCCACUCAAUCAGAUGGUGUCAUUUGGCAAACCGCUGAAGAUGGACUGUCAAGCAUCAGGUCUGCCUGACCCAGCUGUUCACUGGAGUCUACCAGAUGGAACCAUGGUGAACAGUGUGUUGCAGGGGGAAGACAGAGGAGGACGAGCACGAAGGCUUACAGUUUUUGACAAUGGAACGCUACUGGUUCCAGCAAUGGGCAUGAGGGAGGAAGGGGAGUACACGUGUUAUGCUGAAAAUCAAGGAGGCCUAGACACCAUGAAGGUCAAAGUGAAGGUCAUGAUGACGUCUCCGCCAGCCUACACAGAGGAGAAAACCUAUCAUAUCAUCAAAGUUCGUCAGGGGGCAACUGCGACCAUUCACUGCCCAUUGAUGGGAGCUCUUGCACCUACAGUGAUGUGGCGCUCCCCAGCCAACCGCAUCAUCCCACAAAGUUUGGGCUCUGGUUUCUAUUCUGAGAGAGUGGUGGUAGUUUCUGAUGGAACUCUGGAGGUGCGUCAGGCACAAAAGAUCGACACAGGAAACUACACAUGUAAAGCAAGCAGCUCAGCCGGGGAGAGGAGCAUGGUAGUGAGCCUGGAGGUGGAGCCUUUUAACCACGUGAUAAGUGGCCAUGUGGGAGGAAGAAAUGCCAUCAGCAUUAAUAAUGCAGGGGUAUCUCAGUAUGGAUUAACCAACGGAUCCUCAAACAAGCUGGGCAUUACAAACACUAACAGUAAUGGACAUGGUAAUAAAAAUGAGAAUAGCAACACUGAACUAAAUGUUGGCAUUAACAUGACAACAAGUCGUUCUAUUCCUUCCCCUACGAUUGAUAAACGAAAUGGAUUCCACAGACCUGUCAGUGGAAUUACGUUUGAUAGCAGUGUAUCCAGUGCUGGGGUGAGUGGGGCAAGCAAUAUAGGCAGUAAAGCAAAUAACAUUGGAAUAAGUAGAAAUGGUCAUGGCAUUGUGAGUAGUAUUAGUAACAGUGUGGUUAACAGUCACAGCACAGUUCCUGGGACUAAUUAUAAUGAGGUAAUUACAGGAAGGGUUACUAAUGAUGAAAACACCAACAGCGACAAUGGCAGGGUAAGUGGCACUUCUAGAAAUGUUGGAGUUAACAGCAGCAUAACGAAUAGUGGAGCUGGUACUGGCAUAUUGAGAAGAAACUGGUUUAGUCAGACUAGCCAUCCAAGCAUUACUGAUGAUGACAGCAAGAAAAGUGAUAUUAUAGCUGCUAGUAAUACUGGCUCUAAAAAUAUUCCUAGCACAGUAGUGGGCGUGGUAACAACAGUAAAGCAGCAAGUUGUGAAAGGUCAAACUGUUCUUUUACCUUGCCCCUCCCAAGGCUCUCCUCCUCCACGUUUGGCCUGGCUUUUACCUGGAAACGGUGUGCUGCCUGCUCCUUACUAUGGCAGUCGACUCACUGUGCACCGGAAUGGCUCCUUGGAGCUGCGAGGUGUGCGGGCGACAGAUGCUGGGACCUUGGUUUGUGUAGUGAGAGGUGAAAAGGGAGAGACAAGGAUACAGGUGGAGCUGGGCAUCUCUGAGUCACAGGAGGAGACCAGAUCUGCACACGGAGCAUUAGCUGUGGAGACACCUGUGCAGAAAGGUACUGGGCUAUCAGAGGCACGUCACUCAGGAGCCACACUGGAUUCCACCCACUCCUUAAGCUCAGUAUUGCAUGAUAAACCUCGCCCAAGGUAUCCAGUUACUCAAAAGCCCCCUCAGAAGAGUCUGAGUUCACCUGCUGCACCACACCCUCUUGGCCCUCCACCCCACUCACCUGGCCCUGUCUUAGAGCCAGCAGCAAGCACCAGAACAGCCUCCUUGGUGAGCAUCAUUAAUGGAGAGACCCUUCGUCUGGCUUGCCCUGCUCCUCAAACCCCAGGAUAUACCCAGGGGUCUCUCUCAUGGAUGACGCCCAGUGGUAACAUGCUGUCACGGGGUGACAGUGGUGACUCAGGUCGAUAUGUAGUCCAAGAGGAUGGAACACUCACUGUGCAAAAGGCGACUGUGUUUGACCGAGGCACGUACACCUGCACAUCCACAAAUUAUGAAUCCUCUUUAGUUUCAGUGAUCAAAGUUCCUGUCAUUGUCAUCGCCUACCCACCGCGUAUUACGACAGGCCCCUCCCCUAUCACCUACACACGGCCAGGGGUUGCUGUGGAGCUGCCCUGUCUGACCAUCGCAACACCCCGAGCGACAGUGACCUGGGAAACACCAGAUCUGACACAGCUGAGGGUGACGGUGCAGGCUCGUAUCUAUGGCAACCGCUACCUUAGUCCCCAGGGUUCCUUGGUGAUACAGAACCCAACAAACAGGGAUACUGGGUUUUACAGAUGCACUGCCAAAAAUGUAAUAGGAGUCGACACCAAGACGACCUAUCUGCAUGUUAUGUAAAUGCACACACACACACACACAGUGGGAAGAUGGAGAUCCCACCAGUCUUCUGUACUGGUGGAUGAACUCCUCUGCUGUUGACACAAUAUGCCCAAAGGAACUGCAAGACUCUGUUGAUACUGAUAAUCUCAGAGAAAAAACUACUAAUAUACAGUAUAUGUCACAUCUAUGUACUUUUAGGUAUAACUUUCCAAUACAGUUUUGUUUUUAUGUCUGACUUUGAGGUCAGGUGCAGAUGAUUUGUCUCUGUAUGAACAUGGUUAUAAAGGAUAGUCUUAUGUUGUUGGUGCUACAUAUCUUCUUGUUCUCCUGGUACUCUGGCUGUCACCUGUCUUGCUGUUUUCUUGCCUUGUGUUAGAGUUUAAGACCAGGAUAUAACAGGAUCAUUGCCUUUACAGCUCCACCUCAUUGGUCCAUAUUUUUAAGCUUGAGAUUCUCCCAGUGACACCCAGCCACUCAUAGACGUUUUUUCUAUCAGAUUCAUACCCACACACGCUGCUGCCAGAGGCAAUUAGGGGUUAAAUGUCUUGCCCAGUAACACACUACAGAGACUGGGACCCCCGACCUUCUGGUUGGAAGACAACCCACUCUAUCCACUGAACCACAGCUUCCCUUGUGAAUAAACUACUAACAUGGUUAUCAUGUCAAACUUCUGCAGGUUUUUAAAGCUUAUCAAGGAUUGUGUGAUUAUUGUUCUUAUUCGUACACAGUCUCACCCACUCACCGUCUCCCAAAAACAAAUAUGCUUUGCUAUGCAUUUGCACAUAUUGAACUACAGUGUAAUAGACACACAAUUGAAUGAAUUAAUAAUAUAGAGAGUCAUCACAGUCAAGAGACUGUAUCACAUAAUAUAAUCCUUUUUAAUCUUGAUGCACAUUUAUAAAAAUAUCCUUGUCCUUCAGUUGUUGCAAAUUAGAACAUAAAUACAACUGAUAAUACAAAUUCAAUAACUCAAUAAUCUUUUGGUUUAAUGUUAAAACUUUAGUACAGCUAUUGGAAGAGGGAUCUUCAUGGCUGUUCUGAUGUAAAGAUUGUAUCAAUGUGCUUUUGACACAACAGUCUGCCUUAAGUUUGUGCACAAAGCAAGUCACUAAUAGCAUAUUUGUUUUCAUCUUGUUCUUAAAUUAUUUGUCUUGUAAUACACCAGUGUUUUGUCAUUAAAUGAGAAACUAAGUAAUUAUGUAUUAUUUGAUAUUUCAAUAGCCAUGAUGAAUGAUUGCAAUAUUUUUAAGUGCUUCAUUUUAUAAAUAAAAAUGGAAAAGAACUAUGUU